GAAAAGGUAAAGUGGCUUCACGACGACGUUAUAUCGAUCAGCUCGUCGUCGAAGUUGAAGCGAGAACGAAACUGGUCAUUUGAUAUAUAUAUAUAGAUAUAUAUAUUAGACUUCGAGCCUCUUGCCCUAGAUAGAAGAUCAUCAUCAAGCUCGAUCUUGAAAUUCUACAGAUCUGGCUGUGAGAUCAGAUAGAAAGGAUAGAGAGAUGUCAACGACGACGACGUCUCAGGGUAUUGUGACGAACCAGAGCUUGUUUUAUGAUCAGGAUCAGAUGGGUCUGCUUUCUUUCCCAGUAAACCUGGGCUUCAAUUUCCCUCCCGUAAUGGGAACUUAUUUCCAUAAUCAUCAUCAUCAAUUACCAGCUUUGAAAUCUUUCAGUGAAAUAUCUGCUCCGUCUUCAUCACUUGCAAUAUCUGAAGCUGCACUUUCCAAUUCUACUGCUACCACAACACCAAAUCUAACACCUGAAACACAUAUCUCUUUCACAUCUCAUAAACCAAUCAGAGAAGACAUCACUCAGCUCCUUUCCCUCCAUAGAUCCUCUCUAAAUCCAUGGGCAUGGGGAUCAGAAGAGAGUGACUGUAAGAGAAGUGAAUUAGGAGAAGGUGAUCAUGAUCAUCAUCAACAUGGGGUUUCUGCGAUGAAGAUGAAGAGAUCAAUGAAGGGAAGAAGGAAGGUGAGAGAACCCAGGUUUUGCUUCAAGACAAUGAGCGAUGUCGAUGUCUUGGACGAUGGCUAUAAGUGGAGGAAGUACGGCCAGAAAGUUGUCAAGAACACUCAUCAUCCCAGGAGCUACUAUCGGUGCACACAAGAUAAUUGUAGGGUGAAGAAGAGGGUGGAAAGGCUAGCAGAGGAUCCAAGGAUGGUGAUAACAACAUAUGAAGGAAGACAUGCUCACUCUCCUUCCAAUGACCUCGAAGAUUCUCAGACUCCUCCUUCUCAGCUUACCAGUUUCUUGUGGUAGCUUCCUUAUAAGCCACACCCUUGUACACGCACAUGCAUAAACAUGUGAUGAGAUAUUGAUGUUCAUUAUAUAAACACCACAUCGAUAGCUAGCAGGAGAGGGUGUACUUCGUGCAAUUCAUGAAAUUUGAGUGACAGAGAGAGAGAGAGAGAGAGAGAGAGAGAGAGAGAGAGAGAGAGAGAGAGAGAGGAGUCACAACAUUGACAAUUAUUAUUGUUGUGUAUGAGAAGUUUGAAUUCUCGACGACAUCGUCUUUCAUUUGUAUCUUGUCUGAUUUUACUCCUUUCAUGAAUUCUCAUUCCUAUUC
This is a messenger RNA of Prosopis cineraria, 1271 nucleotides long. Its product is annotated as probable WRKY transcription factor 13. The coding region runs from base 206 to 964 and encodes 252 amino acids. Gene Ontology annotation, biological process: regulation of DNA-templated transcription. The record is from RefSeq and is a predicted model, not a curated record. The transcript is spliced from 3 exons. NCBI's taxonomy places the organism in Eukaryota, Viridiplantae, Streptophyta, Magnoliopsida, Fabales, Fabaceae. Gene Ontology annotation, molecular function: DNA-binding transcription factor activity; sequence-specific DNA binding.